AUGGGAAGAUGGUGUGACGGGGAGUGGAAAUGGGGAGAUUUAGGAAUUUCGGAGUUUGAGGUGGAGCAAGCGGGUUUGUUUGACAAGGUGGCGGUUUUGAGGGCUCUUUUAGAGAAUUUUGGGGGAUUGCAUGAAGAUAAUGAUUCCGUGUGUUGGUUACUAGAUUCGGAAAAGACUUUUACGGUUUCUUCGUGUUACCACCGGUAUGUUUCUUUGCGGACGCCUUUUGGUCCUUUUAAUAGGAACGAAGAGGCCUUAGAGAUUAUAUGGAAAAUGGAGGUCCCUUUUAAGAUUAAAGCUUUUGCUUGGAGACUUUUUGUGAAUAGGCUUCCCGCUAAAGAUCUUUUAGUGUAUAGAGAUAAGGACCAUAUGUUCUUCAAAUGUGAUGUGAUUAAGGUUGUUUGGAAGGAAAUUGGUGUGUGGGUGGACUACCCGAGUUGGAAUGAGGAAGAUAGCAAGCCGUUCUUUAUGGAAUGGUAUUCCAACGGGCGGGUAAAAGACUCGUUCCGUUCUUGUGUAUCAAGGUUCGAGAACCCUUAG
Vicia villosa (hairy vetch) is the source of this 540-nucleotide messenger RNA. RefSeq lists its product as uncharacterized. Lineage: Eukaryota; Viridiplantae; Streptophyta; Magnoliopsida; Fabales; Fabaceae. Bases 1 to 540 code for a protein of 179 amino acids. The transcript has 3 exons. The record is from RefSeq and is a predicted model, not a curated record.